This is a messenger RNA of Oryza brachyantha (malo sina), 767 nucleotides long. RefSeq names its product pistil-specific extensin-like protein. The transcript is spliced from 2 exons. Bases 1 to 513 code for a protein of 170 amino acids. NCBI's taxonomy places the organism in Eukaryota, Viridiplantae, Streptophyta, Magnoliopsida, Poales, Poaceae. The record is from RefSeq and is a predicted model, not a curated record.
AUGGCAUUGUCGCUCAAGUUCGUCGUGCUCUCGCUCGCCGCCGUGCUGGUCGCUCUCGACGGCGCUGCCGGCCCUCGCGGCGGCGCCUCCGCCAUGGGCCUGCCCCCGCCGCAGCCGGCGGUGAACUUCAGCAUCGGCGUGCAGGGCAUGGUGUGGUGCAAGACCUGCAGGUACCCGGGCUACUUCCCCGCCAUGGACGCGUCCCCGCUCGCAGGGGCGGUGGCGUACCUGCGGUGCCGGCACGGGCACCGGCGGGCGGCGUCGAUCAGGGCGGUGGCGGGGAGCGGCGGCUACUUCCGGAUCGAGACGUCGCAGCUGACGUCGUUCACGAGCCAGGAGUGCAAGGUGUACGUGCCGCGGUCGCCGUCGCCCGCGUGCGUCGUCCCCGGCGACGGCAGGAGGGGCCUGCCGCUCAAGUUCGAGCUGUUCGUCAAGCGCGACAAUGGCCUCCAGGGCCUCUACUCCGUCGGCAACUUCAUCUUCUCCCCCAAAUACCCCAACAAGUGCUACUGAAACUAAGCAUGCAUGCUUUCUUGCAGCUGCAGGUUGGUGUGUGUUCAACGCCAAGAGCGCACAGAUUAGACCUGAAUAAAUUUCCUCUAGGUUUAGUUAAUUCAUUCACUAGAUCUUGCAUGGGGAGAUGAAUUAGUUAAUGUUGGUUUUGCGUUUUGAUUUACGGUGCUUAUUACAGCGGAGCGCCAGCUUUCGAUCGAGUUCUGUAAGCUGCUGUAAGCAACAGGCAGAAUGUGCUUGUAAUAAGAUGUGCA